Molecule: messenger RNA, 7856 nt
Organism: Haliotis rufescens (red abalone)
Lineage: Eukaryota; Metazoa; Mollusca; Gastropoda; Lepetellida; Haliotidae
Product: putative ankyrin repeat protein RF_0381
Exons: 1
Coding region: 640-1296 (218 amino acids)
Molecular function (GO): protein binding
Source: RefSeq, a predicted model, not a curated record
GUGAAAGGCAGGACAGCACUUCACUGUCUGUGUGCUAGGGAUGAUGUCAAUGAAAGCGCUGUCAAACUGUUGUUACAAAACGGAGCUGAUGUCAACAAGGCUGACGUGAAGGGCUUUACAGCACUUCACUAUCUGUGUGUUAGGGAUGAUGUCAAUGAGAGCGCUGUCAAACUGUUGUUACAAAACGGAGCUGAUGUCAACAAGGCUGACGUGAAGGGCGUGACAGCACUUCACUAUCUGUGUGUUAGGGAUGAUGUCAAUGAAAGCGCUGUCAAACUGUUAUUACAAAACGGAGCUGAUGUCAACAAGGCUGACGUGAAGGGCGUGACAGCACUUCACUAUCUGUGUUCUAGGGAUGAUGUCAAUGAAAGCGCUGUCAAACUGUUGUUACAAAACGGAGCUGAUGUCAACAAGGCUGACGUGGAGGGCUUGACAGCACUUCACUACCUGUUUGCUAGGGAUAAUGUCAAUGAAAGCGCUAUCAAACUGUUGUUACAAAACGGAGCUGAUGUCAACAAGUCUGACGUGAAAGGCUUAACAGCACUUUACUGUCUGUGUAAUAGGGAUAAUGUCAAUGAAAGCGCUGUCAAACUGUUGUUACAACACGGUGCUGAUGUCAACAAGGCUGGCGUGGAGGGCAUGGCAAUACUUCACCAUCUGUGUGUUGGGGAUGAUGUCAAUGAAAGCGCUGUCAAACUGUUGUUACAAAACGGUGCUAAUGUCAACAAAGCUGGCGUUGAGGGCAUGACAACACUUCACCAUCUGUGUGUUAGGGAAUAUGUCAAUGAAAGCGCUGUUAAACUGUUGUUACAAAACGGAGCUGAUGUCAACAAGGCUGGCGUGAAGGGCAUGACAGCACUUCACUAUCUGUGUGUUGGAGAUGAUGUCAAUGAAAGCACUAUCAAACUGUUGUUACAAAACGGAGCGUAUGUCAACAAGGCUGGCGUGGAGGGCAUGACAGCACUUCACUAUCUGUGUGUUACGGAUGAUGUCAAUGAAAGCACUAUCAAACUGUUCUUUCAAAACGGAGCUGAUGUCAACAAGGCUGGCGUGGAGGGCAUGACAGCACUUCACUAUCUGUGUGUUGGAGAUGAUGUCAAUGAAAGCGCUAUCAAACUGUUGUUACAAAACGGUGCUGAUGUCAACAAGGAUGGCGUGGAGGGCUGGACAGCACUUCACUAUCUGUGUGGUGGAGAUGAUAGUACUGCCCAAGUGAUGAUCCAUCGUGAUCCAGUGAACAUGACUGAAGAUGAUGAGAGUAGAAGACAUCAACGGUGUAUUUGUAUCUGCUGCUGAUGUAGCUGCAGUAAGAACUCAAUCCAUCAACACGUUCUUGUUGUCAACAAUAAUGAUUAAAUCCCUAGUGGUGGGUAGGUAAUGAUCAACAUAUGUUUAACCCAACUGGUGAUUCAUUCGUGUGUUUAUAUGGACACGUGUGACAAGGGAAGGCUUAGUGAGAUUAGGUACACGAAGCUGAGGGUCAAAUAAGUCCUCAGCAAAUGGCAAGACAGUAAUUCACUCUCUCUGUGUCACUUAAUGCCAACAAGAGCAAAUGGGCCAGCAUAAUGUUGUUGGAAAGGUUUAUUUCAAGGAUGAAACAUUGAAAUGUUUGUUUCGGACUGUAAAAAAAGUGUGUAAUUUUCAAGACAAGCAGUUAUAUUUAUAUACACAGUACAUACUAACAUUUAAAAGGCAAGCGUACACAUAAACCGAAACUGUUACGACUUCCGACAUUUGCAGAUUAUGAUCAGACAGCGUUGGACGUAUACGAGCCCAUAUCGUCAUGCACAUCAUGCGAUAUGGGAUUAUUGUUGCUACAUGUGGGACAACUGCACAAAGGCUACAAACUGACUAAUGCUGGCCUUACUAAUUCUGUGAAGUUACAUCAAGGCCUUCUGGAUUUUGUGUUCGUUUCUCUUCAUUUUUUUCUGCUCCGAGUCCUAAAAUACAGUCUGGCUCAAACAAUAAAAAAUGUAUUUAUUUCGUUAAUAUAUCACCGACCCUUGGAAAAAAGGAUUUCCCGUUUUAGUAAAACAAUUCCCUCUGUAUUUUGUCAUCUCUCUUUCGAGGAAGGGACGUACCAGUACCUAUUGGUUCAGUUUGUUCCCUUUUAAGCUCUCAUUACUGAGCAUAUGGACGCGAAACACACAGAGACAGAAGUGAGAAUGAGCAUGAUAGAUUGCUAGUUCAAUGUUUGAGGAGAAAUAAGCAUAUUUAGACAACACUGUACCAUCUCAUUCGGUGGGGUUGCUGCUGUUUGUUUAACAACUCGAACACAUCCCCGAGGGUGAUCUUUUUAUUCAGAUCGAAUUGGUGUGUUCAUUUGUUUUAAAUUAGUAUCUAAGUUCAUAUGGUAUUCGUCAAAACCAUGCAAGGAAAUUAGGUUCAUGUUAAUGUGAGGGAUCCCGAGUCAGAAUUCCCUAGCAACCCUAGCAGCCCUAGCAACCUAUGCUUGUCGUAAGAGGCGACUUAAUGGAUCGGGUGGUCAGGCUCAGUGACUUGGAUGAUGGCGUGCCAACGUACCCGACGACGUUGAUCGUUGCUCACAAGACUAGAUUAUUUACAUGCCACUGUCAUAGAGCUGGAAUAGUGUUGAGUCGGGUGUUAAUCAGCAAACAACAAACAAACAUCAUGUCGAGCAACAUUCCAGCAGCUCGAGCCUUUGGUGUCUAUAUUUUAACUUGGCUUUGCACGUGUUUGUGACAGAUGCCACCAGUGGGACAAGAUGGGCUCACCUUUUCGGAAACACCUGGUAUCGUCACUAUUCACUAGUGAUUCAUAAACACAUUCCUUACGAUAUAGUCGAAAUCGUACAAUGACUUUAACAGAUAUUUCGUAGGAUAAUUGAAAGGAUUUAGUCACUUUAAUCUACGAUUAUAGAAAACGUUUGCUUUUAUCUAAAUUAACAGGGUUGGUCAUACACAACAUAUUCACUCUCAAAUUUAACAACUGAAAGGUUUAACCCUCUGAAAUGUGAAUGCUUGUCCAAUACAUAUUUCACAUUGUGAUUGAGGGAAAUAUGUAAUAUUCGAUGUAUGAUAUAUUUUGUUUGCUUUUUUGUCUGACUGAAAAUAGUAUAUAAUAUAUGAUGUUUGUAAUAUACAUAGCUGGUUUUAUGGUAUGGCCUAGAGUCACGGGUCAGAACAUUUUUUUAAAUCUCCUGUUUCGUCACCACUAUGAUUUGUACAAUUCCAUUAAUGUUGAGUAUUUGGGGAAGUAUUUUGUUCUAUCAUUAUUCCUAUAGCGUCAUGAUGGUUAAAUUGUUUUGUUGUUCAGACUCGUUUCAUAUAAAACUAUGGUCGCUAGGAUGUAUCGUUGGCUGAAUGGCGGUUAACGAUUCUUAACUAGCUUUAGGAAUCUAUUUACUGACUAUGUCAUUAUCUAUAUUGAUGCCACAGUUGAUUUCAGGUAAAUUGUAAUUCUGUUUGAUCUAGUAGAUAGAAUGUCUGCCCGAGAGCAAAAGGUCGGUGAUACGAUCCCCAGGCAGUCAUUAAACCUCACCAGUAAUGAUUUUUUUUUUUUUUUUUUUUUUAAAUAUGUAUUAUUCAAUUCAGUAUAUGAUACUACAAAGUUAUACAUUGAGUAGCACGUCAUGUGGAAUACUUAUUAGGUGGAGGUUACAUACCUCUACAGUAGAUAGCAAAAUUAAGUUGGCUACAGGUGUCCUACAAUGUUUACAAAUGGUGAAAUGGGCAGGCUACAUUUGCCAUGUUUAUUAACUAAGUGUGAAGCUAAAUCCUUACAGUACAUUUGUGGAAAUUGUUCUUGUAAAAAAUUUUUAAAAAAUACGGACAUAUUACCCAGAAAACUCAUUUGCCAAAGUUUUCCAUUUUCUGUCAAACUGUCUUAUUGUAUUGUUUUUGUGUGCAAUUUGAUAUAUCAAUAAAAGUCUUCAGAAACCUUUCAAGUGAACAUUUCUUUUUCUUAAUACUUGAUACAAGUAUGUAUUUUUUGCAUGCCAGUAUGAUGUGAUUUAACAGAAUGUUAGAGUUGUACCCAAGUAAAACAGAGCAUUUUGUAAAUGUAAAUUUUGUGAACAUUUUGCAUUCAGAAAAAUUCGACUUUCGCCCCAAACCUUUUAACAUGCUUACAAUCCCUAUAUACAUGAAGUAAGAAUUCAGUAUCAGUUUCGCAAAAUGAUUACAGAUCAUCGAGAAUUUUCUUUUUAAACAAUCCUUUCUUUGUAUAGAUGAUGCGAUGAAUAAAUUUAUAUUGAAAUUCAAGUAAUUUUACAUCUUUUGUACAUUUCCUGUAUCUGAUAAAAACAUUCUUCUAUGAUAUAUCUAAGUCGAGAAUGGUAUCCCAUUUUUCACAGACUGUUGGGAGAUUUGCUGUAGUUAUAGUCUAAUCAUAAAAAUAUCUGGAGCCUUUAGGCGCUACAAGUAAGUCCAUCAAAGUGGUAUUUAAAUGUUGAUUAUAUAAGAUAAUGUGAUUAUUUCUAAAAGCAUCUUUCCAGGUUUUGGUAUGUUUAAUAGAACUUGGUAAUAGUCAAUAAAUGGCCUUUAAUUUGGUAUUUUCUUUUAAGUCCAUUGAAGGGCAUUAUAUCAUCUUCAUUACAGAGAUCUUUAAUAGUGUAAAUUCCCUUUAAAAACCAAUUUCUUAUAAUGAAAUCAGGUUGUUUUUUAAACUGAUGGUUACACCAAAGAGGUUCUGAUAGUACUUCUUCAAUUUUUGUGGAGUUAGUUUUGUGUCUUCUAUACAGUGUUCCCCAAGCAGCCAAAACAUUUCUCCUGUAAGGGUUAGCUAAGUGCAUACAUUUUUCAAUAUUGGCCCAAAGUAGGAAUAUGUUUUUGGGUGGGAAGAUGCUAGGGUAUUACAGUUUAUGUUUUGGAGAUGUUUUUUGGGAACUGACAGUUUUAGAGAAAUUAUAAAAGACUUUACCUCUAUCAUUCUCAGUCUGCCUUCGUCAUAUUUUCUAAUUAAAGUUGUUCUUUUUAUUCUGUCCCUUUUAUCAUUCCAGAUGAAUCUACAAUAAUUUGUUUAGUUCAUCAAUAAAAACACCUGGAGUGUUUGAAAGAGAGGAAUUUAUAUGAACUAAGUUGGUCAAGUCGAAGGCUGUGACAACAGUGAUUUUACCUAUCAAUGUAAAUUUCCCACCAAUUUCCUAAAAGUUGAUUAAUUAUUUCAAUUCUCUUCUUUGUAUUUAUUACGCACAGAUUAUUUAAGUUCGAAUUAAGCUUUAUUCCCAAUAUCACAAAGUCCCCACUGUGCCAGUCUAGUUUCAGAUCCUGACAUAGUUUGAUGUCACAGCCUGUCAUUGAGCCUAUCCAUAUUGGUUUUAUUUUAUCAAUGUUAAUUUUUGAUCCUGACAUUUUAUAAAAAUCAUUUAGGGUGUCAAUCACUGUACUUAAACUUUCAUCAGUCCAAUCUAGAAAUAUUGCAGUAUCAUAAGCAUAUUAUCCAAGUUUAUGUUCCACAUUAUUCAGUUUGAUACCUUUUAUUGCAUUAUUAUCACGAAUCAUUAUUCCCAACGUUUCUUGCAACAAACAGGAAUAGAUAUGGAGACAAUGGGUCGCCUUGCCUACAUCCCCUUUCGUUACAGAAGAAUGUAGAUAGGUGUCCAUUUUGGAUGAUGCAAGAUGAAGCAUUAUUUAUAAGUAUGUAUAUCCAUUUUCUUAUAUUAGGUCUUUUCCAGUGUCAACAUGGUAAAUUGUUUUGAAACAGUAUCAAAAGCUUUUUUCAAAGUCUAUAAGUAAUAGUAAACCAGGCUUAUUUUGUAAUUUUGUUUCACACAAAAUAUCAUACAGUAGUCGUAUGUUUUCGCUUAUACAACUUCCAGGGAUAAAGCCAGUUUGGGUUUCUUGUAUAAGAGUAUUAAGUGUUGUUUUAAUUCUGUUUGCUAUACAUGUACUCAAAAUUUUAUACAAUGAAUUUAAGAGAGAAUUUGGUCGCCAGUUUUUGAGUAGUUGGUUAUCUUUAGUGCCUUUGGGUAUACAGGUAAUGACACCUCUAUUCAUUGUUAGACUCAAAGUGUUAUUUCAAAAUGUUUCUGUAAUAUAUCUGUAUACCCAUAUUCCAAGAUCUUUCCAGAAGAAUUGGAAAAAAUCAACAGGGAAUCCACCAAUACCUGGGCUUUUGUUAUUUUUCAUAGAUUUUACGGCCUUUGUUAUUUCAUUCAUGUUAAUCAUGUCUUCUAAAUAAUCAAACUGUGAUUUAGUUUUGGUGUGUUAAGUUUGUGUAAUAAAUUUUUGGAUGAAUAAGUUAUUUCUCCACUUGAAGAGCAUAUUUCUCAUAAAAAUUUCUUUGUUCAGUUAAGAUGAAUUGUCCAUCAACUCCCCUUAUAAUACUGUUAAUCAGUGUACUGGUAUAGUUCCUGUUUUCAAGGUGAAAAAAAUAUGUUCAUAGUUUUUCUCCUUCCUUGUACCUAUUGGUCCCUUGAUUCUUCUUUUAAUUUUUCCAAAAGUACUUUAUAAUUAGACAUGUCUGACAGCUUUGAUUCACUCAUCAAAAAUGUUUCUAAAAAAGAGUAUCACUGAUUUUUAGUUUUAAGUUUAGAUCUUCAGUUUUUCUGGCUUCAUCUUUGGAAUAUUACUUUUGAACAUUCUAGCUUUGUUUUUCUAGUGUAUCUUUCACUUUUUGGAUAUAUUCAUUGUUAAACAGUAAAGAUGUAUUCAACUUCCAGUAGCCCACUGCGAGGCUACAACUUGCUGUUUCCCUAAAGUGGUAAGCAACUGAGAACUGCAUCACUUUACACUUUUCUCCCAUAUUCCAUGCUGUGACAACGCUACAAAAACGUGGCAUUAAACACAUCUCAUUCUCAGUCUAAGCAUCAGUAAUUUUGUAAUUUGAAGUUUAAAUAAUAUACUGCUUUUCCACUGGACGAUAGGUCGGUCACAUGGCCGCGAAAUUGACGUUCAUAAGUGGCCGCGUAAUAGACGUUUAUAAGUGUUUGAACGACACAAAUUGACGUUCAUCCUUUUUUCACGAAACCGUGUUCUUGAAAUGACGUAAACACUGAUACUUCCCCAUUCCCAGGGAAAUACUUGGGAAUUCCCAAGCACGAAUACAUGCAGAAGCGUUGUUUCUCAUCAUUUAGACCCUUUAAUCUUGAAAUUAGCGUUUUAGCAUACCUUGGGAUAAGUCAGAGAGAUGGCACGUCGCUACAACCCAUCCUAGAGAAGAAAUACACAUCCAAACAACCGUAGUAUCUACUCCAUCCGAUUCUAGGCUGCAGUGACAGUCUACAGCAUAAGGUGAAUGUACAUUGGUAUAUGUUUGACGUAUCUUUUCAAUCACAUUUCGGUGAUCGGGCAAAUGAUCAAUGAUGACUGACACUUGUAAUAGCCACAGGUUCCUUAAAAACUUCGGAAAUAUCUCCCUAACGUUUAUCGUGUCGGCCAUUUUGACGUCUUGUACUUGGUGUUAAUGUAUUACGACGCGCUGUUUUUGUGACUGACUUACUGAGGCAGUUCUCCAAUGGAAGCAAUCAAAUCCCCGGCCUGGGAAAUGUUCACCCACUCUUCCUGCACUUCUAGUGCCAUCUGUCGGAGGUUCUGCGGCUGUUGCUGACGUGCUCGCAGUCGUUGAUCCAGUGCAUGCCAUAAAUGUUUAAAAAGGUUUAAAUCCACGAGACCCGGAUGUCGCGAUUCCUCAAAAAGGCUGUUGUCAGUCUUGCUGUGUGAGGUCGGGCGUUGUCUUGUUGGAAACUGACGUUCGCUUUGAAUAAUGAGGAGGACGUGUGGCGGAAGAAUCUCAUCCGUGUAACGUUGUGCCGUUGAAUUACCUUGAACUUGCGCCGUAAAUCUUUCUGGCCAGUCUGAUAUAUUAAUUUUUAUUUUUUUUUCUGCGUUGAAAAACAGUAAUUUUCCCCGCUUUUUAUCGUACACCGAUUAAAGUACUGUGCGCCAUUUUUUUUU